This is a messenger RNA of Entrophospora candida, 1014 nucleotides long. NCBI's taxonomy places the organism in Eukaryota, Fungi, Glomeromycota, Glomeromycetes, Entrophosporales, Entrophosporaceae. The record is from the annotation of a GenBank genome assembly.
AUGAAAUCAAAGCAGCAAUUAGAACAACAGCAGCAACAACGACAAGAACAAUAUUUACAAUUAUCAUCACCAUCUUUACGUACUUCUUUCGGUUGGCCAAAACAUAAUAGAAAAAAAUCAAUUCAAGAUAUUUUAAAUAAAUCACAUAGAACAGAAAGAGAAGUUAAAUUUACAUUAUCUAAGCUAAGACGUUUAAUACUUGAUGAAGGAAUACCAGAAGAAAAUUUGCCAAAAUUGUCCCCGUCAAUACAAAAUCUAAUUAGACCAGAUUCGCUUAGAUCAACAGUAUGGAAACGUUUACUAGGUGUUUAUCACGUAUCAGCUAGUGAUUAUGUUCGUCUUAUCAAGAAAGGAAAAUCUUGUGUUUAUGAGAAAAUUAGAAGUGAUACUUUUAGAACUAUGGCAACUGAUCAAAAGUUUUUGGAGAGGGUCAAUGAAGAAAUGCUGACACUGUCUGGUAAUCAAUCAAUAAGUUAUGUUCAAGGAAUGAAUGUGUUAGCAGCACCUUUCUUAUAUACGAUGUCAGAGUUAGAUGCAUAUUGUUCAUUUGUAACAUUUAUUCAAACUUGUUGUCCAUUAUAUGUAACACCUAAUUUACAAGGAGUUCAUUGCGGAAUUAAAUUGUUAGAAAAAUGUUUAAAAAUAUUAGAUGUAAAAUUAUUCAAUUAUUUAAAAUCAAAGAAUCUUACGGCGAUAAUUUAUGCUUUGCCAUCUGUUCUUACAUUUUGUGCUUGUACUCCGUCGCUUGAUGAAUUGUUAAAGCUUUGGGAUUUUUUAUUUGCUUAUGGAGUUCAUUUAAAUAUAUUAUGUAUUAUUGCACAACUUGUAUUAAUCAGAGAUCAGUUAUUAGAAGCGCCGAGCCCAAUGAAAUUAUUAAGAACAAUGCCAAAACUGGAUGCAAAAUCAAUAAUAAAUUUGACUGUCGAAUUUGUACAGAAAAUACCCAAUGAUUUAUAUGAUUUACUGGUUAGGCAUCCUUUUGACUCUACAGUUGAAUCAUUGGUUAUCGAUUAA